Messenger RNA from Poecilia reticulata (guppy), 2812 nucleotides. RefSeq names its product PR domain containing 8b (gene prdm8b). Gene Ontology annotation, biological process: regulation of DNA-templated transcription; oligodendrocyte development. Gene Ontology annotation, cellular component: nucleus. Lineage: Eukaryota; Metazoa; Chordata; Actinopteri; Cyprinodontiformes; Poeciliidae. The record is from RefSeq and is a predicted model, not a curated record. Gene Ontology annotation, molecular function: protein binding.
GAGUUAAAGGGAGGAGACGGAGAGUGACACGCCUCAUUGGGUAGAUUAUGUGCCGCAAACAAAAAGUGUGUGUCUGUGCGCCAGUCAGCCAGAGAGCACCGGGCCCCAUCUGCGCGCCUCACUCCGUCUCACUCUCUGUCUGCCUUCAUCCGUCCAGCUCGGUGCGCCCUGCCAGAGAGCCGGGGAGGAUCUGCAGCCCUGCAGCCCUGCAGCAGCAGCAUCACUGUCACUGUCAGCGCGCCGGGGGGGGGGGAAUGUUCUGACCGGAGCAGCCCGGGAGCGCAGCACCACCACCUCCAUCACUGGCAUCCGCGUCCGCCUGCUAGUUUUCGGAUUUUUAAAACAUCUUUUGACCCUCAUUCUGGUUUCUCACACGGGUUUGGAGUCAGCGCUCUCCACUCGCUUGUGGAAUAUUGCUCCUGUUCAUCGAGGGAAAGUGAGACAUGGAGGAGUCCAGCUCUCAGAAGUUGGCGUGGGACGGGGACGCCAAGGCGGUCCAGCAGUGUCUGACGGACAUUUUUACGAGCGUCUACACGACGUGCGACAUCCCGGAGAACGCCAUCUUCGGGCCGUGCGUGCUGAGCCACACGUCGCUGUACGACAGCAUCGCCUUCAUCGCGCUGAAAUCCACCGACAAACGCACAGCACCUUACAUCUUCAGGGUGGACACCUCGGCCGCCAACAGCACCUCGGAGGGCCUGAUGUGGCUGCGACUGGUCCAGUCAGCUCGGGACAAAGAGGAGCAGAACCUGGAGGCCUACGUGAAGAACGGCCAGCUGUUGUACCGCUCGCUUCGCCGCAUCGAGAAGGACGAAGAGCUGCUGGUCUGGUACGGCAAGGACCUCAUCGACCUGCUGCUGCUCAGCUCCAGCCGAGCGCCGGCCAAGAGCAAAGGUUCAUCCCACCAUUCCUGUCCAGACUGCAGCCAGCGAUUCCAGUUUGAGUUCCCUUUCUUGGCCCACCUCCGGUUCCGCUGCACCAAAAGGCUGCAGAGUAUUACAGAGGCAGACAAGGAGCCUGGCAAAGAGAGCAGCAUAGAGCAACCAAACACAACCCCGAGCAGGAACAGCCCAAAGCUGGGCCGCUCGGAAGGCUUCAGCAGUCCGCACGACAACAACAAACCCUCCACUGACUUUCACAACCUGGCGCGGGAUCUGGAGAAGAACCGGAGCAGCUCACCCACUGACAAGGAGGCCGAGAUCUGCAGCGAGAGCUCGAGGAAGAGAAAGUUCUCAGAAGUCGAGGACAGAGAGUCCAGAGGACCGGGCCUUUCGGUUUCCAAGUCUAAGGAAGAGCUUGCAAGUUCUGCACAGAAUUACAGAGGAGUGUAUGGCCUGGAGGAGAACCACAGGGCCUUCUCCCCGCCGGGAUCUACAGAGCAUGGAGAGGUCAAGCGCAGCGCCUUCACAGAGGUCAAGAAGACACCUCAGAACCUCAAACACCACAGUGGCAACAAAAACCUCCAGAACUCCAACUCUGAGAACAAAGACGGAGGUCGCCCGAGCAGCAACUCUGUGGAGAAGCACCUCAACAUCAGGCAGGUUCUUUCUGAAACGCAGCCACUCCAGACCUCGCCCAUGGGCAGCGCUUUCACCUCGGUCAGCCAGCAGGGCAGCGGCAGCGGCACAGAGAGGAAGAGUGCCUUCAGCCAACCAGCUCGCUCCUUCUCCCAGAUCUCACCGCUGGUGAUGCCCCCCAAGCUGCUGGACUGCCACCCAGCGGUGGGUGACACCAUCUCCUCCAACAGACUCUACCAGGCUGACCACCUUGCCGCCAAGCUGCAGGGUGCAGAGCUUGGCGCCAACUGCCCCGUGCCCGCUGGCAUUGGCAAGCAGAACCCUUUCGUGUACACCACCGCCUUCUGGCCCAAGAACUCCGGACCUAUCCAGCUUCAGAUGCCCUCGGCGCUCACGCUGCUGCCUCCCUCCUUCACCUCCCUCUGCCUGCCGGCUCAGAACUGGUGCGCCAAGUGCAAUGCCUCCUUCCGCAUGACCUCAGACUUGGUUUACCACAUGCGAUCACACCACAAAAAAGAGUACUCCAUGGAGCCUCUCGUCAAGCGGCGGCGGGAGGAGAAACUCAAGUGCCCCAUAUGCAACGAGUCCUUCCGGGAGCGGCAUCACCUGUCACGUCACAUGACCUCCCACAACUGACUGUUUAAGACGAUCAGAGGGACUUUUGCUCAACGAGGGGCCGAGAAUCUGCCUGGAUUUAAGUCCUCCAAAUGGAAAUAGGCCACUUAAACCACAAAAACACCCCUUGCACUUAUUUACACCUUGGACACGCUCUUGAAAUCCUUUUUUGGUCUGUUGACUUUUCCUCCUCUGUACAAAAUGAUAUGUUUUCGACUGUGAGCGAAUACAUUUUGACUUAAAAAAAAACAAACUAAUCUAUUUAUGAAGCACUUGAAUCUUUGAGAAUAAGGAAGAUUUAAAUAUGUGUAAAUGUACAGUAAGUUGUAUUUUAUAUCAUGCAAAUUCAAAUAUAGAGAUGAAUUACAAUUGUCGUCACUCGUCCUGGUUUUACACCACAACAAUUGUUUUCUUUUUCAUGUUUGCAAUGUUUAAGGACACAAACUGGGGGGUUUUAUGUCAGACUAUAUUUCAGAGUGCAUGUAAUAUUAAAUGAUAUUGAUUUAAGAUGCAGUCUAUUCAUCACAGUGUAAAUAAUUUGUUUUAUUUGAAAAACAAAGUGUAAUAUUUUGUGUCAGUGGGGAAUAGUUUCAGUGUUUCUUCCUUUUUGCGGAAAUUUACUACUUGACAGUUUAUCUAAUCAUGUUGAAUGCAUUGACAAUAAAAUAGCUUUAUUUUCA